GUCUUUGUUAUUAUUUUGUCAUUUAGUGGACUGCAAAUUUGCUAGAUUUGAACAUUUUUCUACAUUUGACAGGCAGUCAUGGGGUUUGGCCGAGUACCCUCAUCAGCAACCGCCAAACGACUCGCUCUGGGGUUUGCGCUCGCCUUCGCCCUCCUGUACAAGCCAGCCAUUGCGGGGCCAUAUCGUGCCACUUGCUUUGCGCGCGCCUUGUAUUUCACUCAAUCAUCGAACUGUGGAGAAGCAAACGCAUGCGAUCCGCAAUGCACUGGAUGGGUUAAAUUUGGUAGCUCAAGCCCGCAAAUAAACUUCAUUGCUUCGGAACAGCAGAGCGCCACACCUCGGUGGUCAUUGGAUCUCAACGUUGGCGCGGUGGAGAACUGGGACGGCUCGGUGCAAUGGAGCGUCAGUUGCAUCGACAUCGACGGACCGAUUUUCGAUGCGGACGAUGACAUGGGUUCGUUGCUCACCCAAAAGACGUACAUCAAUGCCAAUCAAGAGUAUGGCAACAUUAACGUAAAUCCUUGGCAAGGCGUGAAUAUUGGCGCCACGACUGGUGGCGAUUACAACAUUCCCGCAGUGCAAGUCUACUAUCGCGCCAUGUGUGAUACCUUCUUUUAUGGCACGAGGUGCAGCGAAUACUGCAGAGUGAACGAUCCUCCCGCUUGUACUGGCUGCAACACUCAAACAGGCGUUUGCACUUGCUCGGUCGGCUAUGGGGACAAGGACUGCGGCACGUGCACCCCCAACUACUACCCGAACGGCGUAUCUGGUCAGCCAGGCUUCUUUUGUCAGUACUGUUUGGCUCAGAAUAAUGCUGCCGCGUGCUACACCUGCCAGACCAACGGCGCCAAGAGCUGCUGCGUUGGCUGGAAGAAUACAAACUGCGACACCAAGAAAAACUGUGGCACCUUCUUGUUGCCUCCAGCCAACGCCGUGGCCGUCACCAGUACCUGUCAAUGCACAACGUACGGGUGCACCUGUCAGUACACAUGCAAGCCUGGUUUUACGGGCGGCUCGGCUACGACGACCUGCAUGAACAAUGAGCUGUGGACCUGGAGCUCGACGCUCGCCUGCAAUGACAUUGACGAAUGCGCUCCUGGUGGUGGCAACCAGUGCGCGCAAAUUUGUACCAACACCAUUGGCGACUAUUCCUGCUCUUGCAACUCGGGAUACGCCAUCAGCAACGCUGGUCGCGGGCCGAACGGCUGUGUCGACAUCAACGAGUGCUCGACACACAACGGAGGCUGCGGCCACAUUUGCAACAACGCUCUCGGCACGUACUACUGCACAUGCCAAGCGGGAUGGCGUCUGCAGCCCAAUAGCCGGAACUGCACGGAAAUCAACGAGUGCCAGGAAGGCUUGGACAACUGCGACGGGAAUGCCAUCUGCACCAACACCAUUGGCAGCUUUGAGUGCCAAUGUGCGUCGGGCUUUUCCGGAAACGGCACGGUGUGCACGGAUGUCAACGAGUGUUCCACGUCUCCUUGCGAUGAACAUGCGUCCUGCACAAACUAUGCCGGCAAUUUCACAUGCACGUGCGCGGUUGGCUACGAGGGCACCGGGUUUGAGUGUGCCAUCAAAAGCCGAGCUUCCUUUGCUGAAGAUUCGCGGUUUAUGCUCAUCCCUGAUGGCGGGGCGGGCAUGAGCAGCACCAUCAAUCUUCGUGUCGAGAUGGUCCCUGAAGUGAAUGGCACCCCGGUUUUCUUUAACGUCUCGUCCGUGGGUGCCACCGUCGGCACAGACUACCUCGUGGCGACCGCAUCUCCGCUCAUGUUCAACCUGGCCGACACACACAAGAAUAUUUCGAUCGUACUGAUUGGUAGCGACCGCUCUGCGACAAUACAGAGCAUCCAGGUUCAAUUGCAGGGCGCAAGCAGCCAGUUCACUACCGCAACAAUCGUCAUUGACGCGCACGACAACCAAACGGGGGUGGUGAGGUUUGCCGAGGAAUCACGCGCGUUUCGGGUGGACAUUACCGCUGGCACCUACUCUCUCACGAUUGAGCGUUACUCGUAUGCAUCACUCGUGAAAGCCAUCAAUGUCACUGUGAGGUGCGAUUUCCCAGUGCCCCAAAACAUUUCGAUCGUGAUUCCCGCAAAUCAAGCCGCAGCAACAAAGGUCAUUCAGCUGCCAUUCUCGUCUGUGCCUACUCUUGAUGCCGAGCACACGUAUACCAUCGUAGAUGCAAUGGUAACUGGCAGUGGAUCUGCCGCGGCCAUCGGGUACUAUUCGACUUCUCGCGUGACCGUGAACGCACACGACGACCCUUAUGGUGUGUUUGGAUUCAGCUUGACUCACGUGUCAGUGGCGGAGAGCUCUACGGGCUUUGUGCAGUUAAAGCGACUCAAGGGCACUCUGGGAACUACGGUCGUUCGUGUGCGCAGUUUGACUUUGAGCUCAGGUCAAACAAAUGGUGUGGGAAUUGCAUCCCCAAGCGACUAUGCUGCUGUUUCCCAGCUUGUCACUUUCAGCGAAAACGAUGUCGAGGCCCAUGUCUCUAUUGCAGUGCUUGCUGAUGGUGUCCCUGAGCUGGAUGAAAUGUUUGGUCUGCUUUUGGAGUAUGUGUCCGGACCUGGCCGUGUCGAUGCGACAUUGGCGCUGGCGUUGGUCACCAUACCCGAGAACGACAAUGCGCGUGGUGUUCUCUCAAUCACGCGGGUGUCCAGUUGCUUUGAAGAGUCGCCCCUUGUUGGUGGAGUUCCUCAGCCGAACAACACGGUGGCGAUCGAAGUCAUCCGCUCUGGUGGUCUGUAUGGUGCCAUUGCAUUCACCUGGUCAAUGCACAGCGGAAGGUUCAAGAACACGACGCUGUCCGCCGACAAUCGAGCAUCAGCGCCCGAAGAUUACACGGCCUUGUCAACUCAAGCAGUGAUCAUCGCUGCUGGCGUGGACCGUGCACAGAUUGAAGUGAUGCUGCUGGACGAUGAAAUCCCGGAGUUGGACGAGUACUUUUGGGUGCAGCUGGAUUCGGCAAGCUAUGGCGCGACCAUUGACCCAGUCAGCAACUUUACAGACGUUUGCAUCGGCAUGAACGACAAUCCAUUCGGAGCGUUGGCGUUCGAGAGUGUCAGUCUCACGCCGAGUGCGACGGGCGAGAGCCGUCUGCUUGUUCGCGAGAGCGAUGUUGUGACUGUCGCUGUUUCGCGUGUCGGUGGCACGUUCCGCCGAGUGUCGGGAGUUGUCUCCAUCGCGCAUGAAACAACCAGCUCGGCUGACUUUGCUGACAGCUCCGCUCGCACUGUCACGUUUGAACCUGGACAAAGUACUGCGUUGGCAUCAUGGACGAUCAGCGCAGACAGCGCACAGGAGCCGACCGAGCUGUUCAAGCUUGUUUUGACGGCGAACGGAGCCAGCGCUGGUCAGGAAGCAACUUUUCUUGUUGGCGCGACGUCGUUGGACUCUACCAUCCCGUGCGCUAUUGAAGCCCAGGAUGGUGUAAACGGCGUUUUAUCUUUUGUUCAACCGACGGUUUCUGUCGUCGAGGAUGACGGCAAGGUCACUCUGACAGUGCAACGCGUCGGCGGAAGUGCCACAGCAGUCAGUUUCCAAGCCACCGCAAUGCCUCUUUCCGCAUCCGGCGACGACUUUGACGCGUCAAAUCAAAACAACUCGUACACGCUCGCGGUUGGGGAGACAUCUGUCUCGUUUGACAUCCAAAUUGAGAAGGACGCAAUUCCAGAACUCGACGAGACGUUCACGGUGACGCUCGUCAACGUGGCUGGUGCAACCUUGUCGUGGACGUCAGUGGCGACUGUGACCAUUCUGAAGAAUGACGACGUCAACGGCGUGGUCGAGUUUGCUCCCUCUUCGGGCCAAAAUCCACUUGUAACGAUCGUCUCCGAGGACGCUGGCGUCAUUCGUUUGUCACUGUGGCGAGAGGUCUCACAAGUCGGUCUCGUCACAUUGAGCUUUGUCCUAUCAACCAACGUCACAUCCGAUCCUGCAUUUGCUCCGCUGUCAGGCCUGAAUUUGCCAUCCCGGUUUGCCGAUCUGACGCUCGACGUGACCACAGCACCUUUCAUGGUCACGUUCGAAGACGGCCAAAAUCAGACCGAGAUUGUCCUACCGUUGCAUGACAAUGGUCUCCUGGACGGGGGUCGGGUCUUGUUCGUCCGACUGGCAAAUGUGCAAGGAGGGGCGCGCCUCGGCACUGCGCAAGCAAUGGCCAUUCUCAUCAGGGAUGAUGAGAGCUCAGCCGGCUCCCAACCCGAUUCCAACUCUGCACCGAUUGGAGCUGCCGUAGGUGCUGCAGCUGGAGGCAUUCUGUUCGUUUUGGUCCUCGUGAUCGUUAUUGGAAUGUUGCGUCGUCGUGGUCGCUCUCGGCAAUCUGCCAUCCCAACAUCCAAGCCCUUGCCUGCUGCUGCUGAGCCAACCUAUGAAGCAGUGUCUCGGAACCAUAUGUAUGCAAACGCUUUACUGACAUCUGGCGGUACCUACGACUCUCCGCAGCAGCAGCAGCAGCAGCAGGAAGAUCCCUACGAAUUUUUACCGCAGAUUGUCAGAAAUGCCAAUCCCGUUUAUGCAGAGGCACCGACGUACGAAGCAUUGGCUCGGAAUCCAGCACUAGACGAUACCUACGACUCGCCACAACAGCCGACUCUCGUGCCGAGCAUUCCCGACAAGCCUCGGGCGCUUAAUAGUGCAAAUCGCGCGUCCGUGCCUGCAAGGGUUGUCUCAACGGCUGGCGCGCCAGACUUUGGAGCUAUGCGUGCGAGCUUUGCCGGGGCGAAUGCAAAUGCGAAUGUGCCCUCGGAAAGCGACUAUGACGCACUCUACAUCACAACGCUUGAUUCCUUCCAGCGAGAGCAACAGUUUUCUCGCAACGAGCUUCAGUUCACGACUCAACUCGGCGCGGGCAAUUUUGGCGAGGUCUGGCUGGCACAUGUACCCGCUCGGUGGCUCUCCAAGCACGCUCGCGGGUCUGACUCAUCGGGUGCGACCACUGCUGCUGUCGCGGUCAAAACGCUCAAAUCCGACGCAACGGACAAGAGCAAGAGCGACUUUGCCAGCGAAGCGCAAAUCAUGCGACGCUUCAGCCAUCCCAACAUUGUUUCGGUUGUCGAGGUCUUUGUCGAACAGGAGCCGUGGAUGCUCGUGCUCGAGCUGCUCGUGUACGGUGACUUGCGCAAUGUCAUUCAGUCAUGCUCGUCCAGGGGACUCGUGCCAACAGUCGGGGAGUAUCUGCACAUCUUUUCGCAAGUGGCAAGCGGUUUGUCGUAUCUGGCCGAACUGCACUUUGUGCAUCGCGAUAUCGCAGCACGCAAUUGUCUUGUGGGCACGGACUUGGUGGUCAAGAUCUCCGACUUUGGUCUUUCUCGCGAGUUGGACGAGCAGAAUUACUAUCGCAUGCAGACGCGCGGAGCACUUCCCGUUCGUUGGAUGUCCCCCGAGUUUUUGCUCUUCCGCAAGUCAUCGCCUGCGUCCGACGUCUGGGCGCUAGGUGUGCUCAUGUGGGAGGUCAUGUCAGCCGGAUUGAGCCCAUAUCCGGGUAUCGAGCCAAAGGCGCUCGUGGACUUUUUGGAAAAAGGUGGACGCUUGCCGCGACCAGACCACUGCAGCGAUCCGCUCUGGCAAGCCAUGUCGAAUUGCUGGAUGUGGGAAGCUGAGAAUCGCAUCGAUGCGCGUCAGUUGCACGCUGCCUUUGCUCACAUGGCUGCUCAACAUUCUGGUGGCGUUCGCGAUCUGGGAGCGUUGUUAGCGAGUGCGAAGUGAAGGCACAUUUUGUUAUGUUUGUCGUUGUUUUUUGCUGCUGUUUGGCGUGAGAUCUGUAAAUUCUGGUUUUGUCAGCAUCAAUCACAUUUGAAUAUAGCGUUUGUUCGGAAG
Capsaspora owczarzaki ATCC 30864 is the source of this 5823-nucleotide messenger RNA. Its product is annotated as tyrosine-protein kinase ITK/TSK. Bases 79 to 5712 code for a protein of 1877 amino acids. The transcript has 4 exons. The record is from RefSeq and is a predicted model, not a curated record. Gene Ontology annotation, biological process: protein phosphorylation; cell communication; cell surface receptor protein tyrosine kinase signaling pathway. Lineage: Eukaryota; Filasterea; Ministeriida; Capsasporidae. Gene Ontology annotation, cellular component: membrane; signaling receptor complex. Gene Ontology annotation, molecular function: ATP binding; calcium ion binding; transmembrane receptor protein tyrosine kinase activity.